Opisthocomus hoazin is the source of this 828-nucleotide messenger RNA. RefSeq names its product RAB36, member RAS oncogene family (gene RAB36). Lineage: Eukaryota; Metazoa; Chordata; Aves; Opisthocomiformes; Opisthocomidae. The record is from RefSeq and is a predicted model, not a curated record. Gene Ontology annotation, molecular function: GTP binding; GTPase activity.
CUGGUAGAAUUUAAUUGAAUUUGGAGGAUGAAGUACAACCUAAUGCAUUUGGUUCCCCCAGUGAGCAGGGACAGAAUAAUCUCCCAGUUUCCCAAGUGGUACACGCCUGAGGCCAGUCUGCAGUUCAAAGAGCACUUCCAUGCACAGGUCAGGACUGCUUGCCAGCAGAGCACUGGAACAACCGGGUUGAAAAUAUCCAAAGUGGUUGUGGUAGGAGACGCGUAUGUUGGGAAAACUAGCCUUAUCAACAGAUUUUGUAAAGAUAAUUUUGACCGAGGCUACAAGGCGACCAUUGGAGUGGAUUUUGAAAUUGAACGUUUUGAAAUAAUUGGAAUACCAUACAAUCUCCAAAUAUGGGACACUGCAGGUCAGGAGAAGUUCAAGUGCAUUGCAUCUGCUUACUACCGAGGAGCAGAGGUUAUAAUAACAGUGUUUGAUCUGGCUAAUAUCCAGACUCUGGAUCACACCAAACAGUGGCUAGAAGAUGCAUUGAGGGAGAAUGAACCAGAUUCCAGCUUCAUUUUUCUAGUUGGAACAAAAAAAGAUCUGGUGUCAGGUGCUGUGUGUGAAAGGACAGAACUAGAUGCCAUCCACCUUGCCAAUGAGAUGCAGGCAGAGUACUGGUCGGUUUCAGCCAAAACAGGGGAAAAUGUCAAAGAGUUAUUUUCAAGAGUUGCUGCUUUGGCCUUUGAACAAUCCAUGAUAAAGGAGCUGGAGAAAACUGCUGGACACAUGACCCAAAUUGGGGCAGGAAACCUCAUCAAACUGGAAAAGAACAUGAUAGAAAUUCCAGAAGGCAACACUCGAGUCAGCCUGAGUUGCUGCUAA